AUGACGACGGAACGACCACCAACACCUGUAGAAAGCUCGACAACGCCUACAGAAAGAUCGCAGUCACCAUCAUCAACAGAAAGCUCAACAGCGCCAGAAAGAUCAUCACCACCAACAGAAACACCGUCAACAAUGACAGGAAGAUCAUCAACAACAAUAGAAAGACCAUUGACAGCUACGACUACACCAAAUCCUUGUUCAAAUGGAAUUUGUGAAAACAAGACAACAUCAACUGCUACUUCUGAUCUCGUUGACAACAUCGUUAACGGCUCAAACGUAACUUAUGAGCGUACAGUAGAAAAUGUACUUAAUAGAAACACUUGGACCAAUAUUCUUGCUGUCGUUGAUGUCACUGGUUCAAUGUUACCUUGUCCAGUUGCUGUUUACAAAUGGAUGACAUCAACAAAUCAGCAAACUGAUAGAAUCAAGUAUUAUGUCUUCUUUAAUGAUGGAAAUGAUAAAAUCACAGCAAAUAAAUCCAUAGGUUCCACAGGAGGUCUUUAUGGUAUUGAUACUUCCAAUUUUAAUCUAGCAUUAAAUACUAUGAAAACAGCAAUGAAGAAUGGUAAUGGUGGUGAUUUGCCUGAAAAUGACUAUAGAAGCAUUACUAUUCGUACAAAUGUGUUAAUGUCCUUAUUAACACGUUUGCCUAACAAAAGUUCUCAAUUACCUUUCUUUUGUUCAUCAGAUUCUCUUCUAUUUUAUCUCGAUGAUUCCACCAGUCGUUCUCAAGUACUAACACUUUACAACCCGUACGAGUUUUCUGUUCGUUACAAAGUUUUAUGCACAGCUCCACGAACAUAUUCUAUUGUCGAACCGCAAGGAGACAUUCAUCCACAACAUUCUGUUGAUAUAAUUGUACGUCUUCUUGAUAUAUCAUCAAACCAAAAUGUUGUUCAAAAAAUUCGUAUACAAUAUUAUGAUCGUCAAAAAUCACAAGAUGCUCUAGGCAAACGAGAUAUCGCUUGCACUAUACUACCCCAUAAACCAUCGGAACAUAAUUUUGAUGAUGAUAGUAAUAAUUCGCCCAGUCGAAUUCGAACAGCAACGAAUAUUUUGCAACAGGAAACACGAGAUCCAAUAGCUCUUGUGGUUUUGAUGAUUCUCAGUGCAAUAUGCGCUGUUAUACUUAUUUUGCCAACACUAGCUGGCAAUGAAAAUAGUACAACAAUGCGUUCACCAUCUUAUUUACACAUGACAACAAAUUCAAAAAUUGUAGCAAGUUACAUUCUUGGUCUUUUAACAGUAAUCUUUAUUCGACGAUGA
Rotaria socialis is the source of this 1266-nucleotide messenger RNA. The record is from the annotation of a GenBank genome assembly. Lineage: Eukaryota; Metazoa; Rotifera; Eurotatoria; Philodinida; Philodinidae.